This is a messenger RNA of Durusdinium trenchii, 2401 nucleotides long. The record is from the annotation of a GenBank genome assembly. Lineage: Eukaryota; Dinophyceae; Suessiales; Symbiodiniaceae.
CGCACGACUUUCUUGGCCAAUCGUUGCCCCUUUGGCCGCCAAGAUGGCAGAUGAGUCUUCACCAAGAGUAGGAGCACGAAGGAGCAGCACCACAACGUUCAUUGAGGUGCAGAUGCUCCAGGAUGCAGCUCGGGAAAAACAGAAAGCUCGACAUACCCAUAUGAUGAACCUGACAGAGCGAGAUCUUGGCAGCAGGCCAGCCUUUCAAUUCCUCACAGAGUGCCGAGAGCAAACAGUCAAUGAUGCUUUGAAUGGAGUUGCUGCAGAUGAGAAUAUGGGUGGGACCUUCGGAAUCACAGAUGUUCCAAAGGAUUUCGCACAAGCGACUGAACAUGAGGAAGAUGAUUCCCACAAGAUUGGAGAGCUUCCAAGCACCGCAAUUUGUGGCAAUGAUAUUACUGCAAGCUGCUUCUAUGUUGUUGGAGAGCUCUCAAAGAACGCUGGAGUGUACUCUCCCAUCUGCACUUUGUUAUCUUCAUUGACUCUCUAUUGCUUUCGCAGUGUCUAUGGGGAGGUCGUCACAGCGCUGCCCCUCAAUGGGGGAAUCUACAACUUGCUGCUCAACUCCUCCACCAAGCAGACCGCAUCAGUGGCUGCAUGUCUUACUAUUUUGUCGUACACUGCGACAGGGGUGGUUUCUUCAGUCAGUGCUGCAGACUAUUUGAAAUGCUCGCCAAUGUUCUCUGGAAUUGAGAGUGUUCCAACUGCAAUUUGCAUUUUGGGCUUCUUCGCAGCUUGUAUGCUGAUGGGCAUGCAGGAGAGCUCAGCUGUCGCCUCGAUGCUGUUCGUGUUUCACCUGUCAGUCUUCUUCAUCCUCGGAACAUUCUGUGUGAUCUUCUUGCAGGAUGCCGGACUGGGGCAAUUGUACGACAAUCUUGCAUGGGAAAGGCAGCCACCUUUCUGGAAUUCAAUCUUUUUUGGCUUUUCCUCUGCAAUGCUUGGGGUGUCUGGUUUUGAGACAUCAGCAAACUUUGUCGAAGAGCAAAAGCCAGGUGUUUUUCCGAAGACUCUACGGAACAUGUGGGUCGCUGUUUCCUUCAUCAACAUCAUACUUCCAAGCUUAGCUGUGGCUGUGCUUCCUUUGGACGACUUGACUGGCGAGAAAUCCGCAUACGCACUUGCCUUCCUGGCAGAAAGAGUUGCCGGCCCAUUUCUUAGAGACGUAGUUGCCGUUGAUGCUUUACUGGUCCUAGCUGGAUCAGUUUUGACCAGCUAUGUAGGAGUUGUUGGCCUUUUUCAGCGCAUGGCAGGGGACAGGUGCUUGCCGGAAUUCUUCAGCGAAACCAACACAUGGCGGAACACCCCGCAUUACACGAUCCUGGUCUUUUUUGGGGUUUGCUCAUCGAUGUGCAUCAUGCUGGAUGGAGACAUUACUUUGCUAGCUGCGAUCUACUCCAUUUCUUUCCUGCUGGUGAUGGGUUUGUUCGCCUUCUGUGGACUUUGGCUGAAAAUCAACCGGCCAACUUUGCCACGUGAGAUUAAGUCGCAUCCUGCCUUCUUUGUGUGCGGCUUGCUGCUGGUGAGUUGUGCCUUCACGGCAGUAGUACUCCUUCAUCCGGAGAUGCUGACAUACUUCUACAUCUACUACGGCAUCACCACAACAAUGGUGAUGCUGACCUUUGCCAGGGUGUCAAUUUUCAAGAGCUUUCUUCAAUUGAUGAGCCACUCAAAGGUGGCUCGAUUCAUCAUUCAAUGGUUUGUACACAAAAGAGUCGCUGAAGAGUGGGCUCAUCAAAAGCUCAAGAACUUGCAAGACCAGGGCGUUGUGUACUUUACUAAGCGUGCAAGCAUGAGCCAGAUUAAUCGAGCCCUCCAAUACAUCGAGCAAAAUGAAGAAGCACGAUGGGUUAAGGUUAUCCACUGCUACACGGAUCUUGAUCAGAUCCCACCAAACUUGGAAGAGUAUGUACGCAUUCUGGACUGUGUUUAUCCGACGCUCAAAGUGGACUCUAUCCUGGUGCGUGGAGAGUUCAGCCCUGCCAUGGUGCAGUAUAUAUCGAAGCGCAUCCAGGUCAAAGUGAAUUGCAUGUUCAUCAACUGUCCAAAGAUUGACUUCAAGCAUCCUUUGGACAGAAUGGGAGGUGUUCGUGUCAUUCUCAAUUCAGAGAAGCCAAAUCCGUUUAAGCGUCUUGCCGGAACUACCUCGCCCUUCUUUGGAUUGUCCCCGACAAGUCCAAUGAGAGGAAUCCAAUUUACAGCUGCUUUGCCGUGCCAUUUCUGCCGGACCGCCGGGAGUUUGACAGGAAACGACUACAUGGCCCUCGUGCAAGACAAACUUAGUGAGGAUGAAAAGGACAUGCAAAGCAGUCCUGAUUAUUCUUUCAAUCUCGAUCUUGAUCGUGGCAAUUAAUAUGUUGGGUGUUCGUUGCGAACCUUUACUCAAUUACUUCAAACGCAAAAA